Molecule: messenger RNA, 5093 nt
Organism: Uloborus diversus
Lineage: Eukaryota; Metazoa; Arthropoda; Arachnida; Araneae; Uloboridae
Product: TSC22 domain family protein 2-like
Exons: 3
Coding region: 151-2817 (888 amino acids)
Biological process (GO): regulation of transcription by RNA polymerase II
Source: RefSeq, a predicted model, not a curated record
GCGUAUUAGGGAGAAAUUGGGCUUCACACAUGGUCGCCAUUUUCGGGCUGGAAAUUGGUGAUUUUGUUUGUUGAUUUUGAGUGUAAACCGGCAUUUACUUUGCUGAUUAAAUUAUUUAUCAUUCUGUGAUCUCAUUAUGAUCAACUACAUAUGUUGCUUCACGAUAAUUCUAAUAUUUUCUUUGUGAGUCUACAAGCGGUGGUGUCAUUCCACUAUCAAGUGAAGUGUACAAAUAGCAUAUUUUGUGUUAAGUGCAUUUGUAUCAUGGCUGAUAGUGACAAGACGUUAAUUGGAGAUGGUAACCUUAGCAAUAAUAAUCGAAAAUCUAGUGUCCCGAAUUUCGUUCCCCCGUCAUCUGAAAUAGUACACCCAGAAACACACCCUACACAUGUUGCUACUAGUGAACCUUCGACAUUAAAAAGAAAACAAACCUCAUUUCAAAUUACAAGUGUGACUGUAAAAGGCUCUCGUUUGAGUACCGAUGGUGGGGAAGAUAGUGCCGACGAUUUAGACGAAAGUCAUACAGAAGAUGCAAAUUCUGAUAUUUUAGACUGCUCAAGAACGACAGACGUAGACAAUGACCAAUUAUCAGAGGAUAAUAGCAACACAAACAACGACGAUACGUCAAACCUUGCUCCAUCCAUCCCUGUUAAGUGCAAAACAGAAUUGCUUAUUAAACAUGAUGCACAAACAAAUGCUACAAUGAAUUUUCCAUCCGAAACUUCCAAAUCUGAAAAACCGUCUGAAGCAUCCGAAAAUAUUGAAAGUGAUCACAUGGUUAAUCCACCAACACUUCCUGAUCAGUGGCAACAUAGGUUUAGAGUAGUUAAAAUAGUAAGUAGUGAACCAUUUAAAAGAGGUAGGUGGUUAUGUAUGGAUUUUAUGGACCCUCCUGCACCUGCUGUGGAAGUGAAGCCUGAAGUAUAUGAUUCCACUUCAGGUGUGAAUCCGCAGUCAAUAUCUAGCACAUUUCCAGAUGUUGUUCCUUCCGAUAGAGUUGCACAUAUUUAUGAAAUUUCACCAAGUGAUGCUUAUCCUGGCAGCAUAUCAGUAGCUGUUGGUCCUGACCAAAAUCAGCAGCCUAUGUAUGGAAUAUUUCUUCCUGUCAAUCAUAGCCAAUAUCCCCUUAUUACGGGAAUGUACUCUAGAGCCAUGCCAGUUCAAAUAGAAACCAAACGUCAAGAGGCCCCUCAAUCUGCGACUUCAAGUAGUAAUGGAAUGCAACAACCACAAAAUUACACCCCAGGCCAAACCGUAUACACUGAUCAGCAAUCUGUACCUUGUCCACAAACUCAGGUUAUACCUACUCAGCAAUCACACCAAUCUAUUUCAAACGUACAAGCUUGUACCCAGAAUCAGUCACAAACUACUAUCAAAGCAUCUUCAAUGCCUACGACAACACAACCACCUACAAGCACAUCUACUGUUCCAAUUACUACUUCAAGUUCUGCAACAAUUACGUCUCAGCCUUCUUUACCUCCUCAGUCACAAAUGACUCAGGAUUCUCAACUUACUAUGCAACAGCGAAUUCAAACUACUACUGUACAAGGUCAAGCUGUAUCUUCCUCUGGUACACAAAACGUCUCGUCAGUUAGUAUGGUAAAGCCUACCUUGAUUUCUUCCAACUCUCAGAUAAGUAAUGCGUCUCAAGUAUAUGUGACAUCUGCUUCUUCUAUGCAACCACAAGUACAUCCAGUAACUAAUGUUUCUUCUGCACAAUCGCAAAUACAACAAAACACUAGUAUAUCUUCUGUACAAACUCAAGUAUCACAAGGUACUAGUGCUCUUUCUUCACAGCCUCAAAUGCAGCAGGCAAAUGCUGUUCCUUCUAAUCAGCCUCAAAUUCAACAAAUAAAUGUUUCUUCUGCACCUCAUGUCACAAAUGUGACUUCGGUGCAGCCUCAAGUUCUUGUUGCUAAUGUGUCAUCUGCACAGCCUCAAGUGCAGCAUGUUGCAAAUGCAACUUCUGUUCAAGCUCCAAUUCAGCAAGUGGGUGGUACAACUACUGUACAGCCGCAAGUGCAGCAUGUUUCAAAUGCAACUGCUGUUCAACCGCAGGUUCAGCAUGCUGCCAGUGUACCAUCUGUUCAAUCUCAAGUUCAGCAUGCUGCCAGUGCACCAUCGGCUCAGUCUCAAAUGCAGCAAGUAAUUAAUGUAACUUCUACUCCAUCACAAGGGCCUUUAGUAAAUAAUGUACCCUCUGCACAGACACAAACGCAGCAGAUCAAUAGCAUGCCGUCAACACUUACUUCCAGCAUUGGUACCCAAAUUUCGUCUUCGACAAACAUUCCAGAAGCAUCCACAACAUCUGCAAUAAUGCAGCAAGAGGCAGUGACUGUUCCUAGUCAAGUUAUUCAAAAUCAUUCUGAGGCACAGGAGCUUGGAACGCCUCCUGCAAAUAAUCAAGCAACCCAAGAAAUGUCGUCAGAAUCUGUACCUUCUAAAAGUGAUAUAAAUGGAGAAGAUUCCGAAAGUGCUCCCAGUGGGACAAGUACUGUUGCUAUAGACAAUAAAAUAGAACAAGCAAUGGAUUUGGUCAAAAGUCACCUGAUGUUUGCUGUGCGAGAAGAAGUGGAUGUAUUAAAAGAAAAAAUUACUGAGUUAAUGGAUAGAAUAUCUCAAUUAGAAUAUGAAAAUGGCUUUCUUAGAGCAAAUGCUAGCCAACAAACUUUAGAACAACUAAACCAAUCACAGCUUCUUCAGCAGCAGCAGCAAACUCAGUCGUCUACCAUUUCUAUGAAUUCAUUCUCUCAAGUGACUCAACAAUCUGUCUCUCAGCAACAAUUGAAUGUUCAAAAUCAGCAGUCAACUUCAUAACGUCUAAAAGUUUUAUCCUAUGAAUCAAUUAUUUUGAACUUUUGCGGUAGUUUUGCACAAUGGUAUGUAAUUAUAAGUGCAUUUUCAAAUUUUUUCAUCAAAAGUAGUUUUUCAAUAUAUAAGACUUAUUUAAGACUUAUAAGGUCAUUUUAAUAAGUAUUUUCUUCAUAGAAAAGUGCUUUUUCACAUUGUUUUUCACCCUGUUUUAAACAUUUAUAUUGGUAUUAAACUAUGUGACUAAUAAAUUAUUUUUAUUUAGCAGUUCUUAGUAAAUUACAAAAUAUAUUUCAUAGGAGGAUGAUUUACAUAAAGAAAAAUUUUUGAUCUUAAUUCAAGAAUAAAGUAAAUGAUAAGAGCUUUUUAUUUUGUAUUUUAAUUUAAUUACUUGCAAUUUAGGUUUUGAAGAUGUAUGUAUGAGAAAUUCUUUCAAAAGUUCCAUUGUGCAAUACUACCAGUUCUAUUCGUAGUUGUGUCUGACAUGUAUAGAGUAUAUUGAGUUUAAUCCUUUCGGUAUAACUAACAGUAAAGAGAAAAUUAUCACUUCAUUUGUUCCAAAAAUUAUGUUAUUUAAAAAAUGUAGCCUUAUGAGAAGGUUCUUUUAAAAUUAUCUUGUGUAAAAUAUUUUUUAAAAAUUCAUUUUUAUUGUCAUGUUAAGAUAAACUUCAUCACUUACACCAUAGUCAACUAUUGUAAUUUCCUAAGUGUUUGUGUAUUUCAAUGUAUCGGGAAACCUGAUACUCCAUAGUCAGCAAAGAACUAUUAUGCCUUUUUUAAACAUAUUUUUAAUAAUUGGAUUUGUUAUGUGUAAUUAUUUCGGACAGUAUUAGUAUUUAGUUUCAUAUAUGCUUAUAGUGCUAGUGUAUGCUGGUCUUACACAAAUGCUUUAUCCGAAAAGAUUCAUUCCUUAAAUGUGAACGAAUAAUGUGCCACAAUUUAUGUCUGUGUCAUGUCUUGAAAAGUAAGAAAAUGCGUGCUCCCGUUGGACCAAUGCAAGAUGUACAGGAAAUUUUUGUAUUUCUUGACUGCAUAAUGACCUGAACUGUGUCAAAUUCAACACUAUCAAGUGUGUUGUAAAGAAUGUUUUAGAUAAACUUUGUAUAGAGACUAAGUCUUCAAAACUCAGAAGAACAGUUCUGUCAUAUGCCUUAUAGGUUACAAAUUGUGAUAAAAAUAAGUACUGUAGAGGUUGUGGUAUCAUAUUGUAACCUUGAAAAAUGCCAAGGAAAAUUGAAUACCACUCUCAGAAUGUGAUAAGUGUAUUAAAUUCAAAGAUACUUUUUUGCAGUCUUUACUUCUUUUCUUUUUGUGUGCACUAAUUUGAUGCUAAGUCACUUAAAAUAGAACAUUCCUUACACCUUUCUUUGGUGCUCAGCUGUGUGGGUGCAUUUUUUUUUCUCAACCUCCGUUAGGUGCUAUUGUGAUUUAUAUAUCAGUUUUACCGUUCCUAAUCACAAGUAUUUUGUACUGUGAUGUAUCAUGUAACUCUCUGCUUUUCUGUGGACUUGACAAUUAUUGAAAAGGGCUUAUGUAAUUAGUAUGUAAAUUAAAAUUUGCAUUGUGGCAUAGGAGAUUGGGCCAGUCAAAAAUUCUGUUGAUAUAUGUAGAUACAAAAAAUAUGGUUUGUGUGUAGAAAUUCAAUUUUGGAAUUUUGACUCCUUUGCUCCAAUGCUUGAAUUUAUCUCGUUCUUUUACAGUGUGAUAUAUAUAGUCAACAACUUUACAAUAAAGUUCUAAAAUUCUAGAAACACUUUGCUUCAUGGAAAUGUAUGUAGGCAAUAAUAGUUAUUGUGUUGUAUUUUUCAUAUACUUUUUAUAGUGAUUUGAACAAAUCCCACAAAAGAAACAUUUAAUAUUUGUAGAAUAAAACACAUUACACUUCGAUAUUUUGAAAAAUCAGGUUAUGGAGACAUUUUCUUUAAAUUGAGAAUUUAAUUCUUCUAUUAAAAGAAAUGAGAUCACAACAAUAUACAAAGCUUUUCAUUUUGUAAUCUAUCCAUGUUUUAUGCAAAAUGCCAUUCCAUUUAUUGUGUAGAAGUGUUUUAUUAUGAAAUAUACUUUCAAUGUUUAAAGCUAUCAUUUUACGUUUCAGAAAAAUUGCUCUCUAAAAUAUGAGUUAAAUUCAUAUGUCAACAUUGAAUGAAAUUUUGUUUUCAGUUCUUUUUAUUAUCCAGCCACUGAAAUUAAGCAAUUUGUCUUGGUACCAUCAAAUUUUACAAGACUAAAAUUUGUUCGUUCAAAUGUAAUAUAAAUUGUUAAUAAAUUUUUACGUAAAAAAA